Molecule: messenger RNA, 1220 nt
Organism: Alternaria alternata
Lineage: Eukaryota; Fungi; Ascomycota; Dothideomycetes; Pleosporales; Pleosporaceae
Exons: 1
Coding region: 209-895 (228 amino acids)
Source: RefSeq, a predicted model, not a curated record
GAUGAGAAGGAGCCAUCUCAUGUGUUGUUAUUGGUACCUUCCAUAGCUGCCAGCGUACUGCCUAUAAAGCCAAAUCCUCCAUAGCAUUCAACCCAUCACUCUUAUACUCCAACAAGAAUCAUAAUUCUCCCCUCGAGUCUCAUCCAACACAUCUUUUUCCAACAGACAUUCAAAUACCAACUUCGUACAACACACUACAUUCUAGAAAAUGCCUUCCUGCAGCCUUAGACGCCCCGACAGCCCAGUCAAGAACAAGCGCCCCCUUGAUACUGGAGCCAUUUCUAUUAGCAUCCAUGACGUCUUAUCUUGCGCGCCCAGAAAUAACAUGUUUACUACAAAAGCCAACACAACUGUCAAACGGUCCUCAUACACACGAAAUCCUCAGACGUACAAUUCCAGCAAUGUACCUGGAAACAGCUUCAACACCUCGUCUUCCACCACCACAGGCAGGUGUAUUCCUCCUGCAGACCGACUGUCUUCUACCCAUCACCAAAGUCAUGUCCAUCCGAACUACAACACCCUAACUCAUCCCAACCAACUUUUCUCAGCCCCCUAUCGCCCGUCACCUUCAAGUCUCUCCACUCAAAGAGGAGUCAAACCACCCCCUAGUCUCGUCAUACCACAAGCUCAGAACCCACCACCGAGGCUUUCCCCUCAUCGAGGUCCCAAUUCACCUCAAAUCUUCUACACCCAACAAGGUCGAUACCAGCCUCCAGGCCUCAAUGUCCAACGCGGUCAAUUUCCAGUAGAACUCCACGAGGCUUGGUAUCACCGAGACAGCCAGCACGGGUGCCCUGGAUGUGUGCAUGAGAGGCUCGUGCCUCACGCUUUCAGCAGGUUCCAUUGGCCGGCGUGUCCUGUGUCUGCGACGAGGGAAAUGGCUGCUUGGAUGUGAGGAGGUAAGGCUUCUAGCACCACAUACAAGGAAAAAGCUAACAGGUAUAGAAAUAACAAGUCCUACCUUGCAGCUUACAUUAGCUCCUAACAAGAAAACUUGUAAAAAUUGAUAGCAUUGUAGACUCCUAGAUCUUCUAUCUAUGUCUAUAUACAUCUUAAUACGCUUUAUUGUAGUAGGAAGAAGUACUUCCUAGGUAUGCUUAGAGAGAUGUUUAGUUUCUCUCUUUGAGGUAGUAUAGGGUAGAUUUCUUUGGUUCAGUGUAGAAUUUGGCAGAAUAGCAUCGCCGCGAAUCGGGUUGAGAAGCCUCAUGCAUAGUGUAUGA